GCGAUCCCCCACGCGCAUCCCCUCAUCUAUUCUUUAGUCCUAACAGAGACCUCAUUUGUCUGUUUCUCUACUUGUCCUUUCUUUGGACAACAACAAAAAAAAAUUUGUGCUUUCUUGCUUACUCAUUCUUCACUUCAACAUCUUGCAGAACUCAAUCUCUCUCUCUUCAGUUUCGUGAUUCGCAACAGAUUAAUGGGUCUCUUCAAACGUUGGAUUCUAUGCUUUCUAGCUUUCAAGUUCUUUGUCCCAAAGCCUGUCUCCUCAAGCCCUGAAGCACUUGCUCAAAUUCCUGUCGAUUUCCUUGACCUCUCAAAAAAACCUGAGAUUGCAGAUUAUAUGAUCGGUAUUAGGAGGAAAAUCCACGAGAACCCAGAACUUGGUUUUGAAGAAUUUCAGACCAGUAAGCUUAUUAGAGACGAGCUUGACCAUUUAGGCAUCCAUUAUAAGCACCCAGUUGCUAUUACCGGUGUUGUUGGCUAUGUUGGGACCGGUGGGCCUCCUUUCGUUGCCAUAAGGGCUGAUAUGGAUGCUCUACCCUUGGAGGAGGCAGUGGAAUGGGAGCACAAGAGUAAAGUUCCUGGUAAAAUGCAUGCUUGUGGACACGAUGCCCAUGUUGCAAUGCUUCUUGGUGCUGCUAAGAUGCUUCAAGAGCAUCGCCAUGAGUUACAGGGUACAGUUGUUCUUAUUUUCCAACCAGCUGAGGAAGGCCAAGGGGGAGCCAAGAGAAUGCUGGAUGCCGGAGUCCUCAAGGAUGUCGAUGCCAUCUUUGGAAUACAUGUUUCUACUCUGUACCCUAUUGGUACAGUUGCAUCCAGAGCUGGUCCCAUAAUGGCAGCAAGCGGUUUCUUUGAUGCAGUGAUAAGUGGAAAGGGGGGACAUGCUGCCAUUCCCCAGCAUUCAAUAGAUCCUAUUUUAGCAGCUUCCAAUGUGAUCGUUAGUUUGCAACACCUGGUUUCACGUGAAGCUGAUCCGUUGGAUUCACAGGUAGUAACAAUUGCAAAAUUCCAAGGCGGUGGUGCAUUCAAUGUCAUUCCUGAUUCUGUUACUAUUGGUGGAACAUUUAGGGCAUUUUCCAAAGAGAGCUUUAUUAAACUUAAACAACGAAUUGAAGAGGUUAUCACAAAACAGGCUAGUGUUCAAAGGUGUAAUGCCACUGUCAUUUUUAACACAGAUGAGAGACCCUUUUACCCAGUGACAGUAAAUAAUGAAGAGUUGCAUGACUUCUUUGUAAAUGUUGCAUCGGACAUGCUGGGUGCCCAGAACAUCAAAGAAAUGCAACCAGUGAUGGGAACAGAAGACUUCUCCUUUUUCGCGGAGGCAAUUCCUGGAUAUUUCUUCUAUGUUGGUAUGAAGAAUGAAUCUCAAGGACCACUUGCGCUGGGUCAUUCACCUCAUUAUAAACUGAAUGAAGAGGCACUUCCUUACGGGGCAGCACUGCAUGCAUCUUUAGCAACAAGUUACCUUCUGAAAAAUCAAUUGGAAGCCAAAUUAUUGAAGGGAAAUUUGCAUGAUGAGUUAUAAGGUAUUUAAGCCAGAUAGAUGAAAAUUGGUAGUAAUGCCUUAAAGCAUUGUCCAAUUGUUGGCAGAACAUCAGAAACUGUUUCACCUGUAAAUUUGAAUAAAAGUUAAUUUACAGAGCAUGUGUUGACUGUGCAUUAGCAUAUUUUGUCUUCUGUUGUCUUGUUCUGCUUGAACAACUUUGAAAAUAUUUUCUUUAAAUGAGCUCUCCUCUUUCUCAUUAUUGUCA
Manihot esculenta (cassava) is the source of this 1747-nucleotide messenger RNA. Its product is annotated as IAA-amino acid hydrolase ILR1-like 4. Lineage: Eukaryota; Viridiplantae; Streptophyta; Magnoliopsida; Malpighiales; Euphorbiaceae. The transcript is spliced from 5 exons. The record is from RefSeq and is a predicted model, not a curated record. Gene Ontology annotation, biological process: auxin metabolic process. Gene Ontology annotation, cellular component: endoplasmic reticulum. The coding region runs from base 193 to 1521 and encodes 442 amino acids. Gene Ontology annotation, molecular function: IAA-Ala conjugate hydrolase activity.